CAUACUGAAAUCAUGUCAGGAAGAGGAAAAGGCGGUAAAGGACUCGGCAAAGGAGGCGCUAAGCGUCAUCGCAAGGUUUUGCGUGAUAACAUCCAGGGAAUCACCAAACCCGCCAUCCGUCGUCUCGCUCGUCGUGGUGGUGUCAAGCGUAUCUCCGGUCUGAUCUACGAGGAGACUCGCGGUGUGUUAAAAGUGUUUUUGGAGAAGGUUAUUCGUGACGCCGUCACUUACACCGAACACGCCAAGAGAAAGACCGUCACUGCCAUGGAUGUCGUCUAUGCUCUGAAGCGACAGGGUCGUACUCUGUACGGUUUCGGAGGUUAAACGCUUGAAGUUCUACACAAACCCAAACGGCUCUUUUAAGAGCCACCCACAUUAUCA
This is a messenger RNA of Misgurnus anguillicaudatus (oriental weatherfish), 381 nucleotides long. Its product is annotated as histone H4. Gene Ontology annotation, cellular component: nucleosome. NCBI's taxonomy places the organism in Eukaryota, Metazoa, Chordata, Actinopteri, Cypriniformes, Cobitidae. The record is from RefSeq and is a predicted model, not a curated record. Gene Ontology annotation, molecular function: structural constituent of chromatin; protein heterodimerization activity; DNA binding.